Messenger RNA from Recurvomyces mirabilis, 615 nucleotides. RefSeq lists its product as uncharacterized. The record is from RefSeq and is a predicted model, not a curated record. Lineage: Eukaryota; Fungi; Ascomycota; Dothideomycetes; Mycosphaerellales; Teratosphaeriaceae. Bases 1 to 615 code for a protein of 204 amino acids. The transcript has 3 exons.
AUGAAGGUUACACUCUUCAGCAUCGCAUCUGGCCUGCUAUUAUGUGGAGCAAAGGCUCAGGACUACCUUGACCAAUCUCCUGCCUUCUCCCUGGAGCUGCUCUCGGACGACACUGAUCUCAAUGGCGCCUUUUUGAGUGCAUGCCAUGUUGGUGCAGCACUAGAACAGCUCUGCAUCCUGGGCGGUGACUCAACCAGUCUUCUCGAUGCAGAAGUCUUCUCCUUCAACACCUCUAGCUCUGAUGAUGGCCAGCAAGCGGAGAAUCCCGGACUCGUGACAUUCAGUCUCCCUUACACGGGCAGCAACGGCAGUGCCACAGUCUCUGAGCCUCUUGGUAUCUUCCCGAACAUCGGCGACAUUCUGGCAACGGUUGAACUCACUCCCGGCGGUAUUGACGGUUCCAAUGGCGGUAGCGUUCUCGCCUUCGAUGACGAUGAGUUGCUUAAUGUUCCAUGGAGUACUGCGGCAACUGACAGACCAGCCUUCUUGUACAGCUGGUACAUUUGCAACGCCACACUUACCUUCUAUCCUACCCUCUACUGGGUAGUCGGAUCGGGCGCUCCAAACGAUCCCACGUGCUGCCCAGUAAAUGUGACUCGAGUGUGGAACAAUUAA